UCAAAAUAAAUCAUGACGUCAUCCGGCCAAAUCCGCAGGAUUCUAAAAAGUACCCAUAAAACCCCCUAAAAAUAACCGACUUUGGCUCCGGAGCUCGGAUGAUGUAGAACGCCCCCUCCCCCUACGGGACCCGGGGCAGCCCGACAGGGCCCGUGAUGUAACUGUCUUCCAUACAUACAUUUAUUCGAAAAAGUUGUAAGGUUCGAAAUUUCAUACAUAUUUUCUGGAUUAUGGAAAAUGUUCACGAAACUUUCCAAUUUUACUACAUGACGUCACAGUGAAAACCUCAGUAGACAACCCAUGUAUGACUAUCACGUGACAUCCAAUUGGCCAAUGAAAAGAGAAAAUURACUUGAUGAGUCAUACCCGGAAAUAUGAAAAAACGCUGAUAAAGCAGACUGAAGCCUUGGACUCGAUACAAGGAAACUCUCAUCAUCGUUUCAUUAUCGAUUUAGUGUUAACGCUUUUUGUAGCUGUGUGUUAUAUUCAAGUGAGAGAAGAUAAAAUAUCACGGAUCUACUAUCGACCAAAGACGUGAACUCUUUUCUUGUCGUUUGACCACAGGCAGCCCAAGCAAUUUAUCUGCUGUGUGUACGAAGGAAUUUACAGUAAGGGGCGAGGUCAAAACAAUGGUUCAAAAUAGGCACCCAAUUUUAUGAAUUAAGGUGGUGGGUACUGGUACAUACCCCUCCCCUCCACUCCAGAGACCUGUUCAAAUGCUUGAUACUGGGGGUGUGUAGUGGCGAUUCCUAUACACAAAUAUGCUUUUAGCAUACAUGCACACAGACUCCAUUCAUUUCUGUGAUGUACCUCUUAGUUUUGGAGAUAUUUGGGGACAAAAUCUAAGAUUUCACUUCCAUAGGUGGUAGGUACCGGGUAACUUUUUUUUUUCCAAUCAUAUAUUUUUUGCUUCUAGUAGUCCCAUACAUUAACUGUAAAUCCCUUCGUACACACCACAAAUAUAUAUUGCUUGGGCUGCCUGUGAAUUGACAGAUCCAUGGCGUCCAAGACGUUCACAGACAGGGAGCUGAACUACUUUCGUAUUUGUUACAUUGUCACGCGUGCUGUACCUGAAGAGCUGAGAAAAUUCUUUAAACAAGAAUGGGACAAGUUUUUCAAGGCUACGCAUGGAGAGUGGCGUGACACAGCCAAGAAUGGAAACGAUUUCGAUAACAUGGAGUCGCCGAGAAAUAAGAGUCGAAAUGCAAGGCUUCUGUCUGUAAUGGUGAAUGGUAACACCAGUGAAUGGGACUGUACUUGCCUCUUUUAUGCUAUUCUMYACUCRGAUUCUCUUGGAAAAUCUCUCAAACAUAGUCCUGCAUGGAGAAGCAUCGACGCAUUACGAGAAAUUCGUAAUGAAGUUUUUGCCCAUACCAUCGAUGGAAGCCUCGAAGAAGUGGAUUUCCAAGCUUCUGUUCAAAAAGUUUUAACGGCGUUUUCAACCUUGAAGCUGGAUSCUUYAGCAAUAGAASAYAUGAAAAACCAAAAWAUGUUCUUGACAGACGAGGUGCUCAGUCUUCAGCAWCAACUUGAAACAGAAAAGAAUCGUAUCGCUGAAUUGUGUUCGUUUUGUGUGUUGCCCCCCAAACCUUCCCAUGAUACCACUGAACGUCCAGAAGAAGUAUCCAGUAUAUACGAAGAGAUGACCAAGUUAAGAAACGCCAAGAAAAAUGAGACAACUGUGACGUAUCUGUCUGGGAAUCCAGGCUGUGGAAAAACUGAGAUGGCAAGGCAAAUCGGGCAGAAACAUUUCAAGAAAGAUGACGAUGAAGGAGCAGAUCUAAGGUUCGUAUUCACUCUCAAUGGAUUCAGCUUGGAUACCUUGCUUCAGUCAUACAUAGAGUUUGGUGGUCAACUCAAUUGUGACCAAGAACUCAUAACAAACAUUAAUACAGCAAAGGAUGUCAGUAACCAGCAGAAAAUCUCACAAAUAAGAGGUUUUAUCGCCACCACAAUACAGACAUAUUCUUCCUGGUUGAUCAUUGUUGACAACAUCAUGGAUCUUAAGUCGGUUUUCCAAUACUUGCCUCAAGCUGGAGAAAAGACCGUUGGAAAAGGUCAGAUCUUAGUCACAACUCAGGACAGUCAAUCCAUUCAAAAAAGUGAUUCCCAUACGUACCAUACGUCUCUAAGCCAAGGAUUGAAACAAGAAGAAUCGAUUGCUUUACUUUGCCAAGUAUCUGGUUUAGAAAGCGAUGACAACGCGUUGGAGGUAGUCAGGGCUCUCGAUUACCAGCCCCUUGCAUUAGCAUGUGCUGCAGUUUACAUGAAACAAAUAUGCAGUGUAGGCAAAGCAAUUACAUGGGGAAAAUAUCUUGAAAAGCUGCAAAAUGACCAACUUGAGGCAACAGAAGCAGCUUAUAAGGAAACAAGUUUAGCUUACCGAUCGACAAUGACUACUGCUGUGAAGUUGGCCUUGGAGAGAGAAGUUAAUAAGAACGAGGUAAUGAUGCAAGCUUUUCAGUUUUUGUCUUACGUAGCUCCCUACCCGAUACUACUGAAAUAUGUCGUUCAAUAUGUUAAGAAGUGCAUGCCACAGCAGGACGAUGAGCUACUGGCUGCAAAGAUAGCUUCUUCAUCGCUUGUCAUUUCUUCCGAUGUUGAGUCCAAAGAGGUUCGCUUGCAUCAAGUUGUGCAUGACUGCAUGAAAAAGGUUCUGAUUCAAAGAAAUACAAGCAAAUAUAUUGUGUUUGACGUGGUUUUGGCCUUUUCAGAUAUUUAUUUUUUUCGUAUGGACAAAAUGUUAGAUUUCCUUGAAACAGGAAAACUUGUUCCCCAUUUUGAGUCCAUCGCAGCAAAGUUACAACCUUUCAUUGAACAAGAAAAUCGACCUUCUUUUGUUAGGGAAUCUGGACUCUGCUCGAAUUUUGCUCUUAUUGCAGAGAGCUUAUCAACAAUUGGAAAAAUCUGCUUGCAACAUAAUAGCUUUCGAGCUUCCAAUACUUACUUUAAGGUCACCUUUAUGAUUCAACAAGGAAGAGUGAAGGAUGAGAAUCAUCCAAUUUUUGCCGUUACACAAACAAAUAUGGGCAAAAGCUAUUUUUAUCUUGGCCAGUAUGAAGAUGCAAGGAUAUGUUUGGAGAGAGCAUUAAGCAUUCAAAGCAAGGUUUAUCCCGACGACCGUCAUCCUUCAGUAGUUAGAACCCUCAAUAUUCUCUCUACUACCAUGCGUUAUUUGGGCCAGUUAGAGCAAGCUAAAGUCUAUUCAGAAAGAGCGAUAACUAUCCUGGAGAGUUUUCAUGAUUCAAUUGACCAAGCGUUGCUGAGUGCCACUCUUAAUAUCCUUGGUGGUAUCUUACAGGAUUUGAGUCAAUAUGAAAAAUCAAAGUUAUAUUUGGAAAGAUCUUUGGCCAUCGAAGAGAGAAUUUGUGGAGAGGAUCAUCCAAGAGUGGCCACUGCUCUUAAUAACCUUGCUUUAACUUUACAAUGUCUUGGGCAACAUGAAAAAGCUAAGGGUUAUUUAGAGAGAGCCUUGUCGAUAGAUAAAAAGGUAUUUGGCGAGAAUCAUCCCGAGCUAGCAGGCAAGCUAUGUAACCUGGGGCAAUGUCUCCUGAAAUUACGACAAUACGCCGAGGCAAAAGAUUACACAGAAAGGGCUGUAACGUUAAUAGAAAAAACACUAGAACCGACGCACCCAUUGUUAGCUAGUUCGCUAUGUUAUCUAGGAACAAUCCUCUCUGUUAUGGGACAGUACAAUGAAGCCAGAACCUAUUUUGAGAGAAGCCUGCCCAUAGCAGAAAAUGCUUAUGGUGAUAAUCAUCCCAAGGUAGCAACCAUACUGAAUUACCUGGGGCUAUGUUUCAAGGAAUUAGAAAGAUACAAAGAGGCGAAACAUUACACAGAAAGGGCUGUAGCGAUAAGAGAAAAAACACAAGGACCGACGCACUCAUCCUUUGCUGAUUCGCUAGGUAAUCUAGGGCGUAUCCUCAUGGAUAUGGGACAGUACAAUGAAGCCAGAACGUAUUUAGAAAGAGCUCUGUCCAUAGCAGAGAAUGUUGAUGGUGAUAAUCAUCGCACGGUAGCAAACACACUGGAUAACCUAGGGCAAUGUUUCCUGGAAUUAGAAAAAUACGAAGAGGCAAAACAUUGCGCUGAAAGGGGUGUAGCGAUAACAGAAGUAACACUAGGACCGACUAACUCAAUGUUAGCUAUUUCGCUAGGUAAUCUAGGAAAUAUCCUCUUUGCUAUGGGAAAGUACAAUGAAGCCAGAACUUAUUUAGAGAGAGCUCUGCCCAUAGCAGAAAAUGCUGAUGGUGAUAAUCAUCGCACUGUAGCAGCCGUACUGAAUAACCUGGUGCAAUGUUUCCUGAAAUUAGAAAAAUUCGAAGAAGCGAAACCGUACGCCGAAAGGGCUGUAGCGAUAGAAGAAAAAACACUAGGACCGACACACUCAUCCUUGGCUAAUACCCUAGGUACUCUAGGAAAUAUCCUCUAUGCUAUGGGACAGUACAAUGAAGCCAUACCUUAUUUUGUGAGAAGCCUGUCGAUAGCAGAGAAUGUUGAUGGUGAUAAUCAUCCCGUGGUAGCAACCAUACUGAAUAACCUGGGGCUAUGUUUCCUGAAUUUACGAAAAUACGAAGAAGCGAAACCGCACGCCGAAAGGGCUGUAGCGAUAAGAGAAAAAACACUAGGACCGACGCACUCAUCCUUUGCUGAUUCGCUAUGUAUUCUAGGAAAUAUCCUCUAUGGUAUGGGACAGUACAAUGAAGCCUUAACGUAUUUUGUGAGAAGCCUUUCCAUAGCAGAGAAUGUUCAUGGUGAUAAUCAUCCCACGGUAGCAACCAUACUGAAUAACCUCGGGCUAUGUUUGCUUAAUUUACGAAAAUACGAUGAGGCAAAACAUUGCGCAGAAAGGGCUGUAGCGAUAAGAGAAAAAACACUAGGACCGACGCACCCAUCGUUAGCUGAUUCGCUAUUUAAUCUAGGAGAUAUCUUCGUGCACAUGGGACAGUACAAUGAAGCAAAAAAUUAUUUAGAGAGAGCUCUGUCCAUAGCAGAGGAUGUUCAUGGUAAUAAUCAUCCCAAGGUAGCAGCCAUACUGAAUUACCUGGGAAGAUAUAACUAGCUAAAAACUAGUGUGAGCUGAGUCGGUGUUUCUAAUGAAACAAUAGUGAAAAAAAGUUCAAUUAUACACCGUGAAAA
Molecule: messenger RNA, 5142 nt
Organism: Actinia tenebrosa (Australian red waratah sea anemone)
Lineage: Eukaryota; Metazoa; Cnidaria; Anthozoa; Actiniaria; Actiniidae
Molecular function (GO): protein binding; ADP binding
Source: RefSeq, a predicted model, not a curated record